Molecule: messenger RNA, 1962 nt
Organism: Solanum stenotomum
Lineage: Eukaryota; Viridiplantae; Streptophyta; Magnoliopsida; Solanales; Solanaceae
Exons: 4
Coding region: 1-1962 (653 amino acids)
Source: RefSeq, a predicted model, not a curated record
AUGGAGGCAGCGGAGACAGAAUUAAAGGAGAUUCCAUCAACAAGGAAGUGGGUAGAAAAUGUUUUCAAAAAAUCAAAUAGGGAGGAAGGACAAGGAGAUACGUUAGAACAAGUAAAAGAGAGUAUGAAGGAGACAAAUCAAGAACAAAAAGAAAGGACAUCAGGAGAAAUGGGGAAGAGUUCAGCAUUAAUAGUAUGGCAGCCAAGUUAUAAAAUGAAAUAUGCCCAAAAGAAAGUUUUACCACAUCCAAUAAGCAUAAUUGAGCCAAGGGAUCUGUCUCCAAGACAAAUUGCUGAACUGAAAUGUGGAUUCAAAAAAGGAAGAACAGGACAAUCGAUUGUACCACUUCAGAGUAAUAGAAGACAUCAUUUUCAAUCUAUAGCCCUGCUGGAACCUUUUCAAGAUCCAGGAGAAAUAGAGCAUUACAAAAGAAGACUUGGCUUUGAUAGAGCGACAGUGAACUCAUCUGCUAAGAUGUGGGUUUUUUGGAAAGAGCAUUGGAAUGGGCAGGCGAUUGUAGAUAGCUAUCAACAAAUUACAGUGAAAUUUUGCUAUCACAGCAAGUUCUUUAGUAUUACUUAUGUGUACGCACGAUGUAAUGCUAUGGAACGAUUGGAGUUGUGGGAGGACAUAGAGAGUGUGGCAGUAUCUAGUACAGAGUCGUGGUUGGUGGGAGGGGAUUUUAACGUUAUUUUAAAUGCAGAAGAGAAACUGGGAGGGCUCCCUUUCACAUUUACCGAGGCCUCCGACUUUGCACAUUGCAUUAACAAUUGUGCACUUACUGAUUUGCAAUCAAUAGGGAGUCAAUACACAUGGUGGAAUGGAAGAAUAGAGGAGGACUGUAUAUUUAACAAGCUUGAUAGGAUUCUGGUAAAUCAAGAAUUUUUGGAAUUAAUGCCUAGCAACAAGGUUCAACAUCUGAUAAGGCAAGGCUCUGACCAUGCUCCGUUAUUAGUCGAAUGUAAUUUAGCGGAUAUGAAUGUCAUCAAGCCAUUCAAAUUUCUUAAUUUUUGGACUAAACAUCCUGAAUAUCUGGAAGUUGUGAAAGAGGCCUGGCAGAUCGAUUUUGUGGGAGAUCCUUUCUCGGAAUACCAUGCUAAGAUGAAGAGAGUGAAGAAGGCUCUAACUGAAUGGAGUAAAAAAAUGUAUGGGAACAUUUUUGAAAAAAUGGCAACGUUAGAAGACUUGGUCAGGGUUAAAGAAAUACAAUUGGAGAUCAGUCCUACGAAAGGAAAUCGAUGGGAGAAGGAAAAAGUUGCAUAUUGGAGAAAUACACACAGAUCAGGGGGAAUUGGUUACUACAGAGGAACAAAUUGGUGCAUAGCGAAGGAAUUUUAUGAGAGUCAGUUCAAAGAAACAGAUGUGAUGACACAUCCUGAGAUGCUAGACAAUAUCCCAUGUCUAAUUACACAAGAGCAAAAUGAUAAGAUCAGUAAAGUUCCAACCAGUGAGAAGGUGAAAAUAGUAGUCAAUGAACUAAAUGGUGAUAGCACUAGUGGACCGGAUGGUUUCUCUGGAACUUUUUUUCAGAAGAGUUGGGAGAUUAUAGGAGACGAUAUAACUAAGAUGGUUCAAGCCUUCUUUUGUGGACAAAGACUGCCAAGAUUCAUUACACAUACGAAUCUAGUCCUAAUCCCUAAGAAGGAGAGUGUUAAAGCUUUUGCGGAUUUAAGGCCAAUUAGCCUUAGUACUUUUGCCAAUAAAAUCAUAUCGAGAAUGCUUCAUGAAAGAAUGGUGAAGGUCCUUCCGAGGCUGAUUUCUGCGAACCAAACAAGCUUCAUAAAAGGAAGAAGUAUUACAGAGAAUGUGUUGCUUGCACAAGAGAUUAUUAGAGAUAUUGGGAUCAGGAAUAAGUGGCAGAAUGUGGUGGUAAAACUGGAUAUGGCAAAGGCAUAUGAUAGAGUCAUGGUUAUUUCUCGCAAAGGUUUUGAGGAAAUUUGGCUUUUCGGAGAUUCUUAUUGA